Malurus melanocephalus (red-backed fairy wren) is the source of this 3318-nucleotide messenger RNA. RefSeq names its product diphthamide biosynthesis 2 (gene DPH2). The record is from RefSeq and is a predicted model, not a curated record. Gene Ontology annotation, biological process: protein histidyl modification to diphthamide. Lineage: Eukaryota; Metazoa; Chordata; Aves; Passeriformes; Maluridae. Gene Ontology annotation, molecular function: 2-(3-amino-3-carboxypropyl)histidine synthase activity. Bases 29 to 1465 code for a protein of 478 amino acids. The transcript has 6 exons.
AAGCGGCCGUGGGGUCCCGCGUGCCGCCAUGGCCGCGGCUUUCAGCAGCGACGGGGAGGCUGCGCUGCGGCGGGAGCUGCUCCCGGCCGGGGCGGCCGCACCGCAGGGCGACCUCGACGGCUUCUACGAGAUGGGCCGGGCCGCCGCCUUCGUACGGGAUGGCGGGUUCCGCAAGGUUGCCCUGCAGUUCCCUGAUGAGCUCCUGGCAGAYGCCGUGGAGGUGGCAGCGCGGAUGGAGGCCGCGACCGGGGCUGAGAUGUACGUGUUAGGAGACACCACAUAUGGCAGCUGCUGCGUGGAUGAAGUGGCCGCCGAGCACGUGGGUGCCGAGGCCGUGCUGCACUACGGCCCAGCCUGCCUCAGCCCCUGCAGAAAGCUCCCAGUGCUGCACAUUUUYGGGCAGCAGCCCCUGGACAUCGGGCGCUGCGCAGAGGCAUUCCGGGAGCUCUACCCCGAGCGGCAGAGCCGUGUGGUGGUGCUGAGCGAUGUGGUCUAUGCCCAUGCGAUGGGUGAGCUGGAGCAGCAAUUGUGUCCCGAGUACCCCAAUAUCAUCUUCUCCAGGCUGGUGUGUGGAGACCCUCCUGGCCCUGCAGUGCCUGGGGAGGAGCGGAAGUUUGGUCGCCAGUUCUGGGUGGAGACUGCGGGGGGGCUGCAGGACUAUGCCAUGUUCUACGUGGGAGCUGAGGGCCUUGCCCUCACCAGCUUCAUGCUGACCUGGAACCGCUGCCCCUUCAGUUCCUUCAACCCCAUCUCCRGCUGCGGCCGCCGCGAGACCCUCAAUGUCAACCGGGCGCUGAUGCGCCGCCUGUACCUGGUGGAGCGGGCCCGGGACGCCCGUGUGGUGGGCAUCCUGGUGGGCACCCUUGGCGUGGCGGGCUACCUGACCCUGCUGCAGCACCUCCGGGAGCUGCUGCACCGGGCCGGCAAGCGCAGCUACACACUGGCCGUGGGCAAGCCCAACCCUGCCAAGCUGGCCAACUUCCUGGAGGUGGACAUCUUUGUCCUGGUGGCCUGUGCUCAGAACUCCCUCCUGGACUCCAGUGACUUCUACCGACCUGUUGUGACCCCCUAUGAGCUGGAGCUGGCCUGCAACCCAGCCCGUGAGUGGACAGGGAACUACCUCACAGACUUCCGAGACCUGCUGCCAGGUGCCUGUGCGCAUGUUGAGCUCCCAUCAGCUGUUCCCACAGCAGAGGCUGUUCCUGACGUUUCGCUGAUCACAGGGAACAUGCGUGCUACCCACCUCUGCGAUUCCCCAACCUCCCUGUCACCCCCCAGCACCGCCCUGGCCAGCAGGGACCAGACAUGGGCACUGGCAGAGAUCAGCCCUGCAGCCUCCUUCCUGGAGUCYCGCAGCUGGCGGGGCCUGGAGCAGCAGCUGGGACAGACCCCGGUCUCCAAGGCUGUGCAGGGCCGACGAGGGAUUGCCAUUGCCUAUGAGGACGAAGGGUGUGAGCAACCCUGAUAGAGCAGCAUCAGCACCCAACCAGGAGUGGGGCCCUGUGGGGGCCCAGGCAUUGCCUCCCACUGCGUGUGGGACCUGCUGCCAGCUGGGCCCUUGCUGCAUGGAGCCCUGGGUCAGUAGUACUGCAGUGGGAGAGCAGGAGUGGCACGUGUGUUCUGGAAUGCUCAUGGCCAGGGCAGCAGCGGGGCCAGGAGAGAGAGGCACUUGGCCCAGAUCCAGCCUCUGACAGCUCCUCCGUCCAGGGCAGCUUUGUCCCUAUGUGGAAAGGUCACAUCUCUGCMAGAGCUGACAGUGCUGGGACUUGAGGCUUUUGUGAACUACUGCUGCUAACUAAUGCUGAAGAGGACUUGUGAGGGAAGUGGUUUUUGGAAUAAAACAUGGGCUGAGGACGGCAGAUGGGUGAUAYGACCAGAGUGAAAAACAAAUCAUGRUGCCCACUUGAGGAGCAAAGCCCCRUGUGUCAGCUAAAACCAGCCUGAGAGAACAGAAAACSAGAGCUGGGACCUCCAGCAAUGAAAGUCCAGGCUGGACUGGGACACUAAGGCAAGGGCAGGGGGGCUCCAAGCAUGAGCAAGCCCCUCAUCCUCUCUGAUAAAUGGGAAUGGGGUGCACACAUUUGUGUGCAGGAAAGGACCCCAUGUUUGGCAGCAGUGGARUCUGGCCCCUUUCAUGUGAGACUGAGCAAGCAGGAUGGGCUGGUUUUUGCCAUCCAAAAGCCAGGGAGACAUUGAGGCAUCCCAACCUUGAUUUAACCCCCUAGAGGCAAGAGGCAGGCAGAGUCUGGGCACUGCAGUAACGACAGCCACAACAUAGAAAUAUUCUUAAUAUAAUUAGGUGCAGGGCCUCCCCCCUCCCAACCACACGUACAAACGAGCAGGGGGCAAGUCCCCCCGCCCAGCCAGCCACUGCUGCAGGCAAGGGGCAGCCUCCCCGCUGCGGGGCACGGGCACCCACAGGGAAGGGCUGGGGAGGGGCUGGUAGCCCGAGGAUGGGGCAGUCUUGCCCAGGCUUCCCCUGCCCCGCCACCACCUCCUGCAGCCAGCACUCCUGUCCCCUGCGAGGAGGGAGCAUGCUGGGGGAAACAAAGAUGCUGACACCGAGAGCAGCCACCAAAUCUAGCUGAGGAGCGUCCCAAGUGGGUUAAUUCUAGGUGGAGGGUUAUUCUAUGAGCUGUACUGCAGCAGGGCAGGGAGGAUGGGGGGGCUUUUCCUUGGGAAGAGCUGGUCCAGGCAAAUCGUCCGUGGUCCUGGCCAGGUGCUCAGUAGUCUGCUGUGUAUUCUGUACCAUGCAGCCCUCGGCACAACAAAGUGAACUCCUUCACCAUCUCCUUCACUCGCCUCUUGUUCACACGCUCUCUGCUAAGACAGAGGGAGGGGACAAACAUGAAGGAGGAGGACUGCACUGGGCCAUGCAGGGGCGUCAUUUCCACYACAUGUGGGGCACGGCUGCCAGGGCAAGUGGCACACGAACCUGAGGAUCUGCUGGCUGAAGUUUUCCUUCUGCUCCGGAGUGACUCGGGCUGAGGGGAAACCAUCCUGCUGCAUGGCCUCCUUGAUCCAGAUGCUCAGAAGGCUGAAGCAGUGCUUGUUCAAGGCAAAGAGGAUUUCUGCAAAGUGAUCCAUGAGGCUGCGGGAAGCCUGGCCACCGAUGCCCUGCCACAGAGCAAACAACAUGCUGAGCCCACACUGUCACUCUCCCUGCUCCCACCCUGGCUCAGGAUCAGAGCCCAGUGCUGCCUGGGGAACCACGGUCCAGUCUCUCACCUCCAGCACUGCCUGCAGCARUGCUUUGCCGUUCUCAUGCACGACCUGUCCCACCGGAGCAAUCUCUCCACAGCGGGGCAGCAGCUCCGU